AGAGAGAGAGAGAGAGAGAGUGAGCACUGGCUUGUGGUCUGAGCCUUCGAAGCGAUGAUAUUCGAAGCGUCCUUGCGGGAACAGUUCACUCCAUGCCAGAUUGGCCAUUGACCGGUCCAGGCGGGAUUGGAUGAAGUGGCUAUAGCGGGUUCCUCUCCAUGAUAGUGAGUUACCCGAAUGUUGGAGAUCCCAGAUUCCAAACUGAGUGACGAAACUACGGAAAGAUAAGAAGGAGCCUUCCCACCGCAUAGGCCCUCCAAUCUUCUCCGAGUUAUUUAACAGAUCGUUAAAAUCACCCGUUAUUAGCCAUGAUUCAUCCCGUUGAGUUCCAAGUUCAGUUAAUUUAUUCCAAAAUUCGACUCUUUCAUCUCUUCUUGGGGCACCAUACACAUAUGAAACAAAGAAAGUUUUAUUCUGGUGCGUGAUACAAGUAUCAAUGAUGUUUGGUGAGGAGUACAAGACAUCAAGCUGUAUGUUUGACUUCCAAGAAAGCGCAAGGCCACCGCUAAGUCCUUCGGGUGGGACAGUAUAGUAAUGAGAGUAGUCCGAGCUCCGGUACGUAUUCAGUACCGCUUCAUCUUGAUUUUUUGUCUCCAUAAGGAACAUAAUGUCCGGGGAAAGCUUCGACUUGAUUUCCCGAAGACGAAGAAGGUUUCUCAACUCAAAUCUCGGUUCCAAUCUGUCAAACAGGUUCCAGCUUUAGCCUCCUUCCCUUCCACUCUUGUCUUAGUCUCUCGCUGAUAAUUAAUUAGCUCUUGUACAUUUUUUUCAGCUGGCUCUUGACUCAGUUUCCAAGCACAAGUUGGGUGGUAAAGUUCUAUCAACGGUUCAUCCAAACCUGAGUUCUGCUGCAAGUAUGUCUUCAUCUCCUUACAGACACACUCGAUGUAUGUCACCAUUUCGCAACGGUUCUCCAUUUCACCCCGACACUCGUAAGGAAACCGAGAGCCUGAGAGCUAACAGGCUGAACAAGCAUAUUAGUAACAUAAGCAACGCUUCAGCUAGCUCUCUCUUGGAGAAGACAGUAUAUGUCGACACCGAGGAUUCUCCCCAGACUAAUAUUAAGAUCUUUCCUGAGGAAGUAGAGAAGAAACCAGACACCAAUCUUGAGCUUGAAGAGUUAGGAAAGAUCAACAGUAGUCCUGGUCGGUCUCUUCUUGCACCACCAUUGCCCAACAAGCCUUCUGAAUCUUGGCUUUUGCAUAAUCUGCCUUCAGUAGUAAACUCUCAGAGCCCUUCACGUAGAUAUACGUUCCAACCCCAGAAGCAGAGUUUUAAUGAAAAUUCCACCAAUGUUACCAAGUGGGAAACUAUUGUCAAGACUUCUUACAUGCACAGAGAUCAUAUCCGAUAUUCCGAUGAACUGGUUGCUCAUACAUCCCUUAAGUGAGAGCCUGAAGCUUCUUGAGAUGUGACCAGUGUACAUGAGUUUACGGGUGAAAAAAAGUGUGUGAUUGUUUUAUUAAAUCUCUUAAGAGUGAUUCACAUUGUGGAGCUUCAAUAUUUGUGACUUUUACCUAAUAAGAAUCACUUGUCUUUUGCCUAA
Brassica napus (rape) is the source of this 1546-nucleotide messenger RNA. RefSeq lists its product as uncharacterized. The transcript is spliced from 2 exons. Bases 857 to 1390 code for a protein of 177 amino acids. Lineage: Eukaryota; Viridiplantae; Streptophyta; Magnoliopsida; Brassicales; Brassicaceae. The record is from RefSeq and is a predicted model, not a curated record.